AUGCAAUGCCUCGCUGGCAGCGAUAACAGCUUCGGCCCAAGAGUCAAUGUCGCGUGCCGACCCUUCGACUUCACGCUGCUGUUUGAGGAUGCAUUCUUCAUUGCUCUACCUGCUGCGGCCAUGGUGUUGAUACUCCCCCUUCAACUUCGUAUGCUGUGGAGGAUGCCGAUUGUGACGGCUUCGUAUCGACUCGCAGCGUACAAAUCAGCCGUCUUGAUGGCCCUCAUCGUUUUCCAUCUGGUUGCUCUCGCAUUGCGUGUCCAAUCUAGCGUUCUGCACACUCGAAUGGCCAUUGCUGCAGAGGUGCUUUCUGUUUCGUCAAACUUCGGGGUAUUAGUUCUUUCAUUUCUUGUCGAUCAGCGAUCUGUUAAACCAUCAGACGUAUUGGUGCUCUACUACUCAGCAUCUGCUAUACUUGGUAUCCCCCGACUGCGCACACUCUGGUUAUUCUCUUCAGACUAUUUGAUACAGCAGGCCAUAUCGACCGUUUUGCUUAUCCUUACUGCCAGCGUUGCCGCUAUUGAAUGCUGUGGGAAAACAAAGUACUUGCGGCCCGCAAUCAAGAAUGAGCUUACCUCUGAGCAAAUGACGAGCUUUUGGAGCCGCAGCUUCUUUGUUUGGCUACUUCCUUUGUUUCGAAAGGGAUAUAGCAAUGUGUUUCUUGUAGAUGACUUACCUGACAUUGACAAGGAUAUGAAGGAAUCGGCAACUUGGACUGCAUUGGAGGAGGCCUGGCGUCGCACCGAGGGACGUCGGCUUGGAUUCCGCCUCGUACGAGCGACCUUUAGAGCCAAUAGCUGGUCAUUCAUUUCGGCGAUUAUACCACGGUUGAUGCUGUCCGCUUUCACAUUUUGCCAACCCUUUCUUAUUCAAGCGGCGGUAUCUCAUUUGAGUGGUACAUCAAACGAGGACGACCAUGAGCGAUUCGGACAGGCCUUAGUAGGAGCAUUCGCGUUGGUCUACUUGGGCAUUGCAAUAUCGAGGGCAGUAUACUGGCGCCAGACUUAUCGUAUGCUCGCAAAAGUACGAGCCGGUCUGACAACAAAGAUAUACCGCCAAACAGUGUCACUUCAAUCUCGAGAUGUGGAAGAUUCAGCGGCACUUACUCUAAUGGGCACUGAUGUGGAGAGAAUUGUAGAGUCAUUGAGAUUCUUUCACGAAACAUGGGCAGCAAUUCCGGAGGCCGCCAUUGGUGUUUGGCUUCUUACCCGCCAGGUUCUUUACGCCUCAAUCGCACCAAUUGUGAUCUGCGUGAUAAGUCUAGUUGGAACGUCGCUCGUUGCAAAGCACUUUGGACCGGCCCAGAAGCGCUGGGUGGAUUGCGUUGAGAAGAGGGUAGGCGCAACGUCCAACAUGCUAAGCAGUAUAAAACCAGCCAAAAUGCUUGGCCUCAUGAAUCACUGGAGUCAAGCAAUUGAGAAGCUGCGAGCCAUCGAAAUCGAUGUGUCGGGAAAGUUUCGGAUACUGCGUGUCUGGGCCAUCAUCAUCGGAAAUGUUCCUGGGUCGCUGGCGCCUUUCGUUACGCUAGCCAUCUACUCACUUAUCGCGCUUAGCAGCGGUGAUCAAUCGCUUCUAGUCACUCAGGCCUUCACAUCUCUUGCCCUCAUCAAUCUAGUGACAGAACCGCUGCUCAUGUUCUGCCAGGCUUUGCCAUCUCUCACGCAGGCUGUAUCUUGCUUCUCACGCAUUGAGAAAUUCUUAGAGAUCGAAUCGCCUCCCUGGCACUGGGAAUCCCACAGCCUUCUCGAGGAAGACGCGUCAGCUAUGCCUUUGCAUUCUCGUGCUGGACGCUCCAGCUCUCUACCUCUGGUGACAUUCCAAUCUGCAGACAUCUCUUGGUUCCCGAAGAAUCAUCAGGGAAAAGUUAUUCUACGUAACCUCAACUUCAGCAUUCCAGCUGGCUUUACAGCCAUUGUCGGGCCAGUUGGGUCAGGGAAAUCCUCGCUGCUAGCUAGCAUCAUCGGAGAAACGACCAUAAUUUCCGGGGAAAUGCAGUCCCACAUCACUUCCCGGGUGGCAUUUUGCUCCCAAAAACCGUGGUUGACGAAUGACACCAUCAAAAGGAGCAUUAUUGGCGAACUAGAAUUCGAUCAAGCGUGGUUCAACUACGUUGUUCAAUGUUGCGCGCUUCGUGAAGACCUGAACAACUUACCUGAUGGUGUCAUGACUAUUGUAGGCGAGAAUGGCUCGUCUCUCAGCGGAGGUCAGCGCCAGCGAGUGGCGCUCGCUCGUGCCGUUUAUUCAAAACUACCUGCUGUUGUCUUGGAUGAUUUUAUUAGCGGCUUAGACCCAGAGGCGGCCCAAACGGUACAGACCAGCUUAUUCCACACGAAUGGGCACUUUCGCAGAGCAGGUAUCUCAGUGGUUCUCGCUACCAAUGGUUCGAGUUUACUUCCUUACAUGGACAGUAUAAUUCUUCUUGAAGAAGGAUCUAUUUCAAACACUGGAUCUUACGAACAUUUCAAGACGCGAAGACCUGAUAUGUUCAAAUGGGAUGGGCAUAAAACUGACUUCAAUGCUGAUCAAGUGAACGAAGAGAUUUCGGCUAGACCUGAGGUGGAAUCACAGGGCUCCAACUCUACCGCACCAAGGCGACAGGGCCUAAUCAGCAGCUCUAACAGAGAUGAAUUUAGUAGACAAAAAGGAAGCUGGAGCGUUUACGCGUAUUAUGGGGAAAAGGCAGGCAAGCUCUCUUUGCUCGUAUGGGCGCUGUCUACUCUUAUUGGUGCCAUCUCCAACUCCUAUUCCACAUUGUGGGUUGACCGAUGGACUUCGGCGAGUGCAGAACAAGGAAACCAACAGCUCGGACUAUACCUUGGGAUUUACUUCUUAUUGGUGGCUCUUGCCAUCAUAGGAGUUUUCUUUGAAUGCUGGGCUUUUUUCCUUUAUAUAGUCAGAGACACUGCGAUUAAACUUCAUACGGAUCUGCUGCACGCAGUUGUCAGUGCACCGUUUUACUUCUUCCUCGAGUCAGAUCUUGGGUCAAUAACGAAUAGAUUUAGCCAAGAUAUGAACCUCAUCGAUAUGACCUUACCGUCCCAAGCUAUUCAAUUUACAUCCGGAUUUUCUUGGUGCCUGGUACAAUUCGUUGUCUUGUGCGUUUUGGGGAAAUACCUUGCAGCUGUAGUUCCAGUCCUUGGUGGAGUUUUGUUUGUCGUCCAGCGUUACUACCUGCGAACGUCCAGACAACUUCGAAUGUUGGAAAUCGAGGCGAAAACCCCGCUGUACUCACACUUCACAGACACCAUCAGUGGCAUUGCAACUAUCCGGGCGUUCGGUUGGGAGAUACCCUUCAGCGAUCGUCUGGCAGGCAUAUUAAACCGAUCCCAACGGCCAUUUUAUAUGCUUUUCUGUGUGCAACAAUGGCUUACACUAGUAGUAGAUCUUGUUGCAGGGGCUUUGGCAGUCACCCUUGUCGCGAUCGCGUUGUCUCUGACCGACAACAGUCUCGGACCUGGUGCGCUGGGAGUCGCAUUAGUUAUGACACUUCAGUUCAACGGCCUACUAAUCCAGACAAUCCAGUCUUGGACAAAGCUGGAAACAUCGAUUGGAGCGGUGGCAAGAGUACAGCAGUUUGUGAAGGAGGUUCCAUCAGACUUGGGUAGAUUACCAGCGCCUUCAAAUUCGUGGCCUCAAAGCGGCAGGGUGCAAGUACAACGCCUCACAGCGGCACACUCACUGGGGUCCGAAGACGUACUGAAAGAUGUCAAUCUCGAUAUUUCCGCCGGCGAAAAAAUAGCAGUUUGUGGACCAUCUGGCAGUGGGAAAACGUCGUUGAUCAUGGCCAUGAUGCAGAUGAUGGAUGUUCGGAGCGGGCGAGUCGUGAUAGAUGAUACAGAUGUAGCCACAUUGGACGGUGAGAGCAUGCGUAGCCAUCUCAACGUGGUGCCACAAGAACCCUUCUUUAUGCCUGGAAGUCUUAGAUUCAACUUGGAUCCCAGGGGCGUAGCCUCCGACGCAUCAAUUGAAGUGAUGCUGCGACGCGUUAGCGCUGGCCUUUGGGACAAGCUGGCGACGGGCUCGCACGGGAGCCUUCAUGAAGAAUUCAGGUCAUCCCAGUGGUCUCAUGGAGAGCAGCAGCUGUUCUGUCUGACGAGGGCCUUGCUGAUCCCUAGCAAGGUCAUCAUCUUUGACGAAGCAAUGAGCAGCGUCGACGAGAAGACAGAAUCUCUCAUGCAGCACAUUGUUGAGGCCGAGUUCAAGGAUCGGACAGUCAUAUCCAUCAUUCACCGGUACUCGCAUAUCGAUUGGUUUGACCGUAUUGCGGUUUUGCGAAAGGGAAGAAUAGUAGAAUGUGACAGUGCACAGGCAUUACUGAGCAGAUCCGGGUCGGCUUUUAGAGCGCUCUACGUCGCUGGCGCUAAAUAUUCUUGA
Trichoderma virens Gv29-8 is the source of this 4374-nucleotide messenger RNA. RefSeq lists its product as uncharacterized. Bases 1 to 4374 code for a protein of 1457 amino acids. Gene Ontology annotation, cellular component: membrane. The record is from RefSeq and is a predicted model, not a curated record. Lineage: Eukaryota; Fungi; Ascomycota; Sordariomycetes; Hypocreales; Hypocreaceae. Gene Ontology annotation, molecular function: ATP hydrolysis activity; ATP binding; ABC-type transporter activity. The transcript is spliced from 13 exons. Gene Ontology annotation, biological process: transmembrane transport.